GCUCACAUCAUCUCAAACAUGACAAUGAGUUCACUGUACUCCAAUGGCCUCCACAGUCACCAGAUCUCAGUUCAAUAGAGCACCUUUGGGAUGUGCUGGAACGGGAGAUUCUCAUCAUGGAUCAACUGUGUGAUGUCAUCACGUCAAUAUGGACCAACAUCUCUGAGCAAUGUUUCCAGCACCUUGUUGACUGUAUGUUCAGUGUGUAGCUGCUUCAAGCUGCUACGUCACCUGAGACAAACACAGUUUAUAAUCUAACAGCUCUGCAGUGAUGUAUUUGGCCGGCAUGUCUGAAGCCUUCUCCUGCAUGUUGCUACCUGAUGUUACUGUAUUUGGAGAUGAAUUUAACUUUGUAUCACCUUAUUGCCCCUCUACAGGAAACAUGCCUGGAUGUAAAUACAUCAAAUAAAGAAUUAAAAAAAAAUAGAAGCCAUUAAAAUAAAACGAAAGUCUAGAGCCUUGAAGUAAAAGACAAGAUUACUAAUUUGCAAAAAUAUGUGUUGCCAUUUAUUUUAGACAUUUAUUCCUUUUAUAAUGUUUAAUUUAUUUAUUUAGUUAUACAUUAUAGAUAUAAAAAAUAAAUGUAUGUAUUUUCAUAAUUAUAUUUAUUUUUUAUUUAUAUUUCGUAGUUUUGGUUUUUUUAAAUUUAAGUAACCCAGUGCUGCAUAAUAAGGAUCUAGAUCCAGAAAUAUAAGUGAAAGUCUUUAGCCAAGAAGUAAGAGACAGAAUUAACUUUGCAAAAUAUAUGUGUUGCCAUUUAUUUUAGACCUUUUAUUUUUUAAUAUUUUAUGUAUUUAUUCAGUUAUAUUAUAAAAACAUAUAUAUAUAUAUAUAAUAAGUGUGCACAUUUUAAUAAUUAUUUUAUUCAUAUUUUUUAUUUGUAUUUUGUAGUUUUUUUUUAUUUUUAUUUUUAUUUUAGACCUUUAUUUUAUUUAUUCAGUAGUAUUAUAACAAGCAUGCAUGUAUGUAUAAUAAGUGUACAUAUUUUAAUAGUUAUAUUUAUAUUUUGUAGUUGUUUUCUUUUUUCUUAAUUUUCCCAGUAACGCAGUGCUGCAUAAUGAGGAUUAAAUCUAUAAAUAUUACCGCUGCACAUUGACACCUGUCGCCCCCUGGCGGCUCAUCGUGUCCACACAGUCUGCAGCUGUUCACCAAAGUUGAGUUAAAUCACAUUAAACUUGUUCUUCAGUGUCUUCAGUAAAUUAAAUUAAUGGAGACAUGAUGUGACAGUUUGUGGGAGAUAAAGCAGAGUGAACACAAACAGGAAACGUGUCUGACGCGUUGGUGAGUUCAGGUUACACACAUGUCAUCAGUGUGUUUCCCCCUCGGCCUCAACCAAGUUGUUGGUCGCCGGCUGCCAUGUGAUCCGUCACCCGUCAUCUGGAGCCUGCUGCCCGGUCACAGACACCCCCUCCCUCGGUGUCGUCCAGCUGAACCACAACACGUCGACAUUGUUCCUCCGCCGGGUCUUCGCUCCUCCGGUCAGACUGAACACACGGACCGUCAACAGGCAGCAACAUGCGCUCCUUGGCCGGACUGGCUGCCAUCAUGGGGGCCGCCACCGUCUACCUCUACCUGCUGUCCUCACACCUUCCCCGGGUACCGACACACGUCCAGCCGGGCUCCGAGGGGGAGGACGAGGCGGUCGGCGACUACAGGCUGAAGUUCCCGUCGGACCUGGACGAGCUGCGGGACCUCGCAGACACGCUCAGGUUUUAUAAAAGAGAACAUUACAGCUUCGUCCUGCUGCUGUACUGCAGCGCCUACCUCUACAAACAGUCCUUCGCCAUACCUGGCUCCUCCUUCCUGAACAUGUUAGCUGGUGCGAUCUUCGGGCCCUGGGAGGGUCUGCUGUUGGCCUGCAUGCUCUCUGCGUUUGGCUCCAUGUUCUGCUUCCUGCUCUCCUCGACGUUUGGAAAGCAGCACGUGGUUCAGCUCUUCCCGGAGAAGGUGGCGCUGCUGCAGAGCAAGGCUGAAGAAAAUCGCAGCAGUUUGUUCUUCUUCCUCCUUUUCCUUCGCUUCUUCCCUAUGACUCCAAACUGGUUCCUUAACAUCACCUGUCCCCUCCUCAACAUCCCUUUGCCCAUUUUCUUCUUCUCUGUGUUCAUAGGUUUGAUCCCCUACAACUUCAUCUGCGUCCGUACGGGCUCCAUGCUCUCAGAGAUCUCCUCCAUGGAUGAUAUCUUCUCCUGGGGGACGCUGGCUCAGCUCCUGGCCAUCGCUCUCGUGGCUCUGCUCCCCGGAGCGCUGAUCAAACACUACAGCAAAACCCACCUCAAGAUGAACGGCAUGGAAAGUAACGGACCCAGCCAGGCUGACGUCAAGCAGGAACGGAAGAGACGAUGAUUCUGGGGUAAAAGAGGAAUCAACAGGUUUGGGAUUCCCAAACACAAACUGAAGAGACCUCUCUGCACGGGGAGGCAUGUGACCUUUUGUGCACUUUAGCCUUGUGAUUUCUGGAAGGUCACAGCAAAGGCUCGUCAUACUUAAAGUAUGAUCUGCUGUGAAAGUUUGGAAACGUCUUCGGGUCGUGUUACGCCAGGUUUCAGUUUCCCAGAGAUCUCUCAGUGCCAACACACACAGAGCCAACGCUUAGGAGAUGAUUGGACAUAAUUGACUGAAUACAAUUCUGCAUUUCUUUCUCAGUCCACUGUGACUGCAGUUGUAAAUUCGGACCUUCUGUCCAGUGUGUUUCCAUUGUGCCACAAUAUUACUAGAGCCUUAAAAGUAAUUUGCUCUGUGCACUAAACACAGUGUAGAGCUGCACAGGAAGCUCCACUGACCCUGCUGUGGACAAAUGUGUUCUUAAACCCACUGGAUAUACUUAGAGCACGGAGAUCAGACAACCAGCUACACAAUAAUGUCUCUUCUCCUCACGUAUGUUUACUCACUUUGCUGCUGUUACAGUUCCAGGAAUUGCAUGGACAAGAAAUGUUUUAGCACAUUUGGACUUCUAAAUGUCUCAAGAUUGUCUCCAUGUGGUUCAACAUGUCUUAAUGUAGCUGUCGCUGUAUUCACAGAUGGUUUUAGAGCUCUGUGCACGCCAGCUGUGAUCCUCUCAUCAUGGCCUCAACACAGUCUCUGAACUCAUUCACUUGGAUUUUACUGUCGGCCUCUGCAGGUCUGCAAACAGACGAGUCAGUUUAUGACCUCACCUCAUCACUGAACUCAGUGCAGGUUUUACAGUGUAGAUGCUGUUGGAUGUUCACAUGCAUGGUGGUGUGUCAUGAUACUGGACUGUGAUACACAGUAAUAUCAGCACGUCGUUGGUAUCAGCUUUAAAGUGAACUGUCAGAAUCAGCCAAUGUGCUUUUUCUUAUUUUGCACAAUGAAUGAAUAUUACAUACGUGAAGAGUAUUUCAUGUGUCCAUCUGCUGGUGAUGAUGAGAGCAUGCAUGAUAUGAUGUUUUCAAAUCAAAUCAAACUUUAUUUAUAGCACCUGUCAUACAAUCAUGAAAAAAAAAAUCCCCAACAGAAGAGACUUGAUCAUCACCAAAAAAGCCAAUAUAUUGAUAUUGGUUAUCGGCCAUAUACGUUGUUAUAUGUUGGCAUAUUGGAUAUCAGCAAAAACUUUUAUCAAAAGACAAAUAUGACGAGGCUCAGGGUGUCGUGAUGAAUCAAUAUGGAUGAUAGCUGGUUCUUAAAAAUGACAACGAGACAAAACUCAAAAUAAACAAAGUUCUGUUACUGAUAGCAUUAAUGUGAUUAUUGUUAUUCAUUCAUUCAUUUUCUGUUGCCUCUUAUCCUGUUGGGGGUCACGGGGAGGUGGAGCCUAUCCCAGCUGACACUGGGUGAGAGGCAGGGUUCACCCUGGACAGGUGAUCUGAGCUUUGCUUUUAAAGGCCUGAUUAUUUCUGAUUUCAUUUAAACGUGACAGUCAAAUCAGUCCGUUCAUAGCGUCAUCCUGCAAAUCAAUCAGCUGUUAAACCAACCGAAGCAACUGGAUCAAAAAGUGAGUAUUAAACCAAAGACAGGGAGCUGAUCACAUCUCCUGCUAUGGCGUCUGUGGGCGGCUCAUUCUGAACUAAUAUAAAAGCCAUCACAGUAUGUAAUAUUCAUCCAUUGUGCAAAACAAGAAUUGAUUUCAAAGCCAAUAUCAGCUGAUACUGAUGACGUGCCGAUAUUAUCGUGCCUCCCUAACUGAGGCUGAUCCUUUCACCUCCCAAAGGAAAAAUGAAGUUACUCUGUAUGAGUGUUACAUUUGGAGACUGAUGAGACGAUCGCUGCUCGUGCUGCUGUGAAUUUUGUGGCCUUUAACUGAGCGUGCAGAUGCACUUUAUAUCUGUUUCUGUCAGUGUAACUGAUUCACUGUUUCAGUUUGAAAUCGUAUUAUUUAUUUUUUUGAAUCAGUAUUUUGCAGAGACUCUGUAGAGGAUAGUCUUAAACUGUAGCUUCUCAUCAAAAACAUAACAACUUAGUGGUUUGCUCUAAAUUCAGGUUCCACUGAUGGUCUGAGUCAUUCACUGUUUCAUUCAGAGGUGUUUCUGAUGAACCUGAUAUGUAGUAUUAUGGAUAUCACAUCACAUAUUGUAGCCUGACAGUGGAGUGAAGUCCUGGACUUUUACAGUGGUGUCACAUUUUGUUUUUUAAUUUUUAGAAACUGUGGCUCUGAGUUUGGUGGUUCCACUGUUGACUUUCAUGAACAUCACAAACACGCAAAGUGCCAAAAAAUAAAUAAGUGCAAGAGUUUUUUUGAUCAUCACAGUCCAGAGGCAGUCUUACCAGAGCAAGUAAAAAAAAAAGAUUUUUUUUUUUGUGAAAACGUUGCUUUAAGUUUUAAAGGCCUUGUGUUGAUGUCAGGAUUUUUGUUCUCCUCUUUGACCAAAAAAGUUUAAGAAAAAAAAAUGACUCUGAUCUGCUCAGGCGAGACGAGAUCUUUAAAAAUCUUUUCUUUUCUUUUUUUGUUUAAUUUUACCAAACAUGUGCACAAAGCGGUUUUUGUUUUUUUUGGGGAGUGUAAUUAAAUAAAAUGUGUAAUUUCUGCUGAAUGUUGCAUCUUUUUAAUUUCAGUCGGAAACAAAUGCUUGUUUGCGAUCAUGUGACUAUUAUGACGUGCAAAAUUCAGACAGAGUGCAGGAAGUGAUGAAUCUGUACACUGCGUGAAAUAGACAUACAGGAAAGCAGCAACACAACAGAGCUGGAUGAAGCUGCAGGCAGCAGGUAACCCAUGUUGAAUGUGAUCCAUACGAAUUGAACGAAAGUGAGUUUCCCCACAACUUGACUGAUUUGCCAGGUGUGGACGCCAUCAUCAUCAUGAUCAUGUGCUGCACCCAUCCUACAGUGACUCCUUCCUGGCCACAGGUGAAUCAGAGGGCAGUCUUCAGGACACUGUAGAGGAAGAGUUCAGCUUCAGCGUGUCAACACCUUGAGAUCUGGAUCUUCCACUGCCUCACCUCUGCCCCCUCUGCAGCCACGCCUUACACCCUGAGGGACGGGCCCCAGAGGACCAGGGCCGCCCUUUGCCAAAGGGACGCAGUGAAACUUUCACCCUUCAAACCACGACAAGACACCAGAGUAGCCAGAGCUGCUGUGGUGACCCAGUUUAAUUGAACACAGUUUGUACUCUUCACUUCUCAAAGAAAAAAACAAAAACAACAAAAUGUAUUUGCACUGAUUUCUGUAGAUCCAUUUAUCUUCGACUGCGUUUAUAUUAUCCAUAGCAAAGUGUUUAUUUAUUACUCCUGCACUGCUCUGACACUUUAAUUAAUCACCUUACACUGCAACACCUGCACUGACAGCCACCUAAAUCUGCUCUACCAUCAUAUCUACUGUAGUAAAAGCUCUCUGUAGUUGUCCUGGGACGAGGCGAUCAUUUGACUGCAGUGGGUUUUUAUUCUGAUUUUUUUUAUCCUUAAAACUUAAUUAAUAGCCCGAGCUAUUAUUUGCUUAAAUUACUAAACUCAACAGGCCUAUAUUUGGGACAGGCCUUUAAUUCCUUUCACACAAAACUGUUGCUCAGCAAAGAUCAUCGCGCCAGUUAAUCUGAAUGAAUUACAGUCUUCUCUGGUGCUCAUGGUUUUAGUAAAAUGAACUGAGCUGAACAAAAGUUUGAGUACUUAUAUUUAUGUGUGAUCUAAACAGCUAACUAACGUGAACCCAAGCUGGUAGCCAACAAGAUGGUCUGCCUGGCAACCAGACCAGGCCUCUAACUGAGACAGGCCUUUCUUUGUCAAAAUGUGCAGCCACACUGGGCUAGUAAAAGAGACUGGACGUUUUAUUGGGAGUAGGCUUUUAAGUUUUACGGUACAUCCUCUAUCCAUAUGUGGAUAUGUGUUUUUGUAUGUGUUGUGUAAUAAGAUACUGGAUGUCUUAAUUUCCCUCAGGAUUAAUAAGGAUUAAUAAAGUAUCCAUCCACCCAGCCAGCCAGACAGCGUAGCUGAUGGAUGGAUUGAUUGAAUAAUGCUGUAAUUUGGUUGUACCAU
This is a messenger RNA of Epinephelus moara (kelp grouper), 6419 nucleotides long. Its product is annotated as transmembrane protein 41A-B-like. Bases 1516 to 2343 code for a protein of 275 amino acids. NCBI's taxonomy places the organism in Eukaryota, Metazoa, Chordata, Actinopteri, Perciformes, Serranidae. The record is from RefSeq and is a predicted model, not a curated record. The transcript is spliced from 5 exons.